Molecule: messenger RNA, 1161 nt
Organism: Synchytrium microbalum
Lineage: Eukaryota; Fungi; Chytridiomycota; Chytridiomycetes; Synchytriales; Synchytriaceae
Gene: GCV1
Product: aminomethyltransferase
Exons: 6
Coding region: 1-1161 (386 amino acids)
Cellular component (GO): mitochondrial matrix
Molecular function (GO): protein binding
Source: RefSeq, a predicted model, not a curated record
AUGCUACCUCUGCGACUAAACACUGUCUGGAUAAGGCAUCGAGCUUCAUCUUUCAUUCCAUGCACCAAGUCAAGACUCUAUAGUACAGGACACAGCUCGUUUCCUAUUGAGGCAUCUCAUUAUUUGAUUCAAACUGCCACGUCUGAUCGCUAUACGCUACUACAAAACCGUGGCUUUUUGGAAAUUGAAGGAGCUGAUGUCGUCAAGUUCCUACAAGGACUGAUUACAAACCAUAUGCCAAAGAUUGAACGUGGUGGUGAUGGCUUUUAUUGUGCCUUCUUGACUCCUCAGGGUCGCGUCCUAUAUGACGCAUUCAUACACCCCAAAAACCUCGGUCCAGACUUCCCACACCCAUCUUUCAUCAUUGACGUGGACGCAUGUGCAGUCCAAGGUCUCUCUCAACACCUAAACAAGUAUAAACUACGCUCCAAAGUGAAAAUCACCGAUGCUACUUCAAGGUAUAGAGCAUAUCAAGCUUGGGGUCCAUCAGUAAAAGCAUUGUGGACUGGUGGUCCAUCAUCUAGUGACGCGCAUACUGUGGGCAAAGUGAUUCCUGUGGGUGCAAUGGUAUCUAGACCACGGUUCUGUGAUAUUGGUGGUAUCGAUUCCAGGCAGGCUGAUUUAGGCUUGAGGAUUGUCGUGCCUGUCAAUUCUAAAGUUCCCGUCUUAACAAAUCAAGUGCCCGAAGAAGAAUACACAUUACGAAGAAUCAUGUAUGGUGUUCCUGAAGGAAUGGAUGACUAUUUUCAUGGAUCUUCAUUACCUCUUGAAUCUAAUCUAGACUAUAUGCAAGGAGUGGACUUUAGGAAGGGCUGCUAUCUCGGCCAAGAGCUAACCAUCCGAACAUACCAUACAGGUGUAACACGUAAACGAAUAUUGCCCAUACAGGUAUUUAGUGAUGUUUCAAAACCUCCAUCAACACUAACACUGGACACAACCACCCAACUCACCAUCCCAGCAUCCCAAUCUGAAAUCAAUGCCAAUAACAAGUCAGUUGGCAAGUUUUGUUCAGGACGUUACAAUGUUGGACUAGCGCUACUGAGACUUGAGCAUGUUGGACAUGUGGUGGCAUUAGAAGGUGGACUAUUUGGCAAGGCUUUUAUACCCUCGUGGUGGCCUAUACCACCACCAUCACCAUCUGCAGAAGGAAAGCAACACUAA